Messenger RNA from Fraxinus pennsylvanica, 1236 nucleotides. The record is from the annotation of a GenBank genome assembly. Lineage: Eukaryota; Viridiplantae; Streptophyta; Magnoliopsida; Lamiales; Oleaceae.
AUGGGUGUGGAUCCGAGACAGGUGUUGGCGGGAGUGCUUACUGUUACAAUGUUCGUAAUGCUUGGAAAUAUGAUCAAGCGUGACCACUUUGAUUCUGUUCAGACAGCUGUUCACGAGACAACCAAGGCUUCUGAGAAUGGCCAUUUUAGUGUUUCAAAACAGGCUGAAGGGCUUUGGAAGCACGAAGGCUUAGCACUAAAGCCAUGUUGGGAUAAGCCAGUUUUGGAGGACACAGAGGAAUCUCAAGGGUAUGUAACCUUCUCGUUAACUAAUGGCCCCGAGUAUCACGUCUCGCAGAUUUCCGAUGCAGUGGUGGUGGCUAGAUAUCUACGUGCAACUCUUGUACUCCCAGACAUUAGGGGAAGCAAGCCCGGUGAUAAGAGGAACUUUGAAGAUGUUUAUGAUGUUGAAAAGUUCAUAACGAGCCUUGAUGGUGUAGUGAAAGUCGUUAAAUCUCAGCCUGCUAAAUUAUCAGCACGAAAUCUUGCAGUUGUUAAGGUCCCCAAUCGGGUUACUGAAGAGUACAUUGCAGAAAAUAUUGAACCAGUCUUCAGAAGCAAGGGAAACAUUAGGCUAGCAACUUACUUCCCUUCAGUAAACAUGAAAAAGGAAAAGGAAAAAAGUAAGACUGACUCUAUUGGAUGUUUGGCAAUGUUUGGAGCCCUUGAGCCACAGACAGAAGUUCGUGAAGUUGUUGACUCGUUAGUUAAUCGCCUAAGGACCUUAAGUCGGAAGUCAAAUGGACAGUUCGUGGCAGUUGACCUUAGGCUUGAUAUCUUGGAGAAAAAGGGCUGCCAUAAAAAUAGUGGAUCAAAAAGCUGUUAUGGUCCUGAAGACAUCGCACAAUUUUUGAGGAAGAUUGGCUAUGACAAAGGCACAAUAGUAUACGUGACUGAAUCAAAAUGGGACAGCAGCCUUGACAGUUUAAAGGACGUCUUCCCAAAAACUUAUACAAAGGAAAGUAUAAUGCCCAUGGAUAAAAAAGAUAAGUUCCUUGCCUCUGAAACUUCUGAAUACGAGAAAGUUAUCGACUACUACAUUUGUUCUGAGAGCGAUGUUUUUGUACCUGCCAUUUCUGGCCUGUUUUAUGCCAAUGUUGCUGGUAAGAGAAUUUCUACAGGCAAGACUCAGAUACUUGUUCCAGCAAGCAUUCAUGGUUCGUCCGCAUCUUCUGGAGAUUUCAUAUCUCAUUAUGUCUCAAAAAAGAAUCAUUUUGCCUAUUCGUGUUUCUGCUAG